Molecule: messenger RNA, 918 nt
Organism: Loa loa (African eye worm)
Lineage: Eukaryota; Metazoa; Nematoda; Chromadorea; Rhabditida; Onchocercidae
Exons: 7
Coding region: 1-918 (305 amino acids)
Biological process (GO): DNA-templated DNA replication; DNA repair
Cellular component (GO): nucleus; DNA replication factor C complex
Molecular function (GO): DNA binding; ATP hydrolysis activity; ATP binding
Source: RefSeq, a predicted model, not a curated record
AUGUUAUCAGAAGUCGUCGGAAAUGAAUUUGUUGUGCAACGUUUGGCUGCCUUCGCAAAGCAAGGGAAUACACCAAAUAUCAUUAUUUCGGGACCACCAGGGUGUGGCAAAACAACGAGUAUGUGGGCACUAGCACGAGAGAUGCUUGGUGAUCGCCUUAAAAGUGCAUGCUUGGAACUGAAUGCUUCCGAUGAUAGGGGGAUAGACGUUGUGCGAAAUAAAAUCAAAAACUUUGCACAAAGUAAGGUAACGUUACCACCGGGAAGACAUAAAGUGGUUAUACUGGAUGAAGUGGAUUCAAUGACGGAGGGAGCACAACAGGCGCUCCGCAGAACAAUGGAGGUAUACAGUAAAACGACUCGUUUUGCACUUGCUUGUAAUCAGUCUGGGAAGGUUAUAGAACCGAUUCAAUCUCGGUGUGCUAUUUUACGGUUUUCGAAACUUUCUGAGGAACAAAUUGUGAAAAGAUUGUUGCAAGUAUGUGAGGCAGAAAGAGUAACUUACGAUGAUAGCGGGAUUGACGCCUUAGUUUUUACUGCCCAAGGAGACAUGCGACAAGCUCUCAACAACUUACAAUGUACAGUAGUUGGUUUCAAUAAUGUCACGGCUGAUAAUGUUUUCAAGGUAUGUGAUGAGCCACAUCCACAAAAGGUAAUGCAAAUGAUUGAGCACUGCAUUCAUGGAAACGUCAUCAAAGCUGGUGAAAUUUUGCACAGUCUUUAUCGGAUGGGUUAUUCAUCAGAAGAUAUCCUCAACAACAUGGUUCGUGUGUGUAAAACAGUCAACAUUCCUGAAUAUUUGAAACUGGAAUACGUGAAGGAAAUUGGUUUGUGUCAUGUGCGAGUUGUGGAAGGACUUAGCUCACUGCUUCAAUUGUCUGCAUUACUUGCUCGAAUGUGUCUUAAACAAAGUCAGUGA